AUGACAAGUAAAUGGUUAAUAAUAUCAUUAUAUUUUUACUUAAAUUUUUAUCAAAUUCAAUCACAUGAAUCUUCAUUACAAUGUUGGCGAUGUGAAUUUACAAUUCAAUCAUCUGAACAAGCUGAAGUUUUUUUUGAUAAUUGUGAAGCACAAUUUGAUUUUACACAACAUACACAAGAAGAUUGUACGGGUAAAUGUUGGAAAUCAAUUGAUUUAAUUGAUAUACGACAAUAUGAAAAUAAAACUUAUAAUCAAUUAUUAAUAAAAAAUAAAAAUCAAUCAAAACUUAAAUCAAGUCGUCGAUGUUUUUCAACUGAUGAACUUAUACGAGCUGCUGAAUUAGGUAUAAAUACAUCAGAUGGAUGUCGACAAAAAUAUGAAAUAUCUUAUAAAGCUGAACAAUAG
This is a messenger RNA of Rotaria sordida, 405 nucleotides long. NCBI's taxonomy places the organism in Eukaryota, Metazoa, Rotifera, Eurotatoria, Philodinida, Philodinidae. The record is from the annotation of a GenBank genome assembly.